UGGUGGUUUCAGCCUAUCUGGUGAAUCUGGUGUCCACCUCAACCUGGGAUUUUCAAACCACCAGACGCGGAAAAACGGGGGUUUCCAUCCCCUAUAGCUGGAUGGUUUAUUUCAUGUGAUGUGGGGGUACAUUUUAGGACACCUCCAGGCUGCCAGGUACUGAUGUACAUCUCGUGAUAUCUCGUGCUGGGUCCCAUGACUCGAGAAUAGAAAACCACUUGUUCCAGGUUGAAACUUCCUGCAUCUGUCUAUGCAUGUCUAUGCAUUUGUCACAAAUAUGGAUUCAGAAGAUAGCCAGGUGCUAACUGCCCGAGGUGCAGAGGAGGAAUCUGUUGGAUACCUCCCGUCGAAGAUGACAGAGCUACGAGUUGGCCAGGCACUUCAAGGCAUUGUCACGCAGGUACGCGAAAGGAUUGCCCUAGUGGACAUCGGAGUUGAAAAGGUUGGAUUGCUCCCGAUCUCCAAGCUGCUGGACGGUCGAGCUCCUGAUCGUGUUUCGGAAGUUCUGCAAGAAGGGGAUCCAAUUACCGUCUAUGUGGCAGAGGUGAUCAACCCUCAAGAGCCUAGAAGCCGCGACAGCAAACUUGUGCUGGCCGGGCACAAGAACAAGAUUGUGAAUCUAAUGCAAUUUGGCAACCGCUCCAACAUCGAGGAUGUGAAGGCGGUCGCUGAGGCGCAAAAGGAGAAGGUGUACUACAAAGGUCUGGUCACAGCUGUGAAGGACAUCGGCGUGGUGGUGGCCUUCCGAAUUCCAGACGUCCCAGGCAUUACAAGUGGCCUUGUCUACAAGACGGAAGUCCAGGGCGCUCCGGACAUCAUGUCAGAGGUCCAGGUCCGAAUCCUUGAGGUACUGAUAGAAAGUAGAAGGCGACAGGUCAAACUGUCGAUGCGAGACGAAGACCCACUGGCAGGGCGUGCCGCCAGAUUUGGUGACUUCAGAGAUAUGGUGGAAAAGACUGUGAAAGGCAAAGUCACAGGUUUCCAAGACUAUGGUGCCUUCGUCGAGGUUGUCUCUGACUCUGGGACCACUCAGAGGGCAUUGCUCCCCAAUGGAGAGAUCAAGGCCGACAGGGUUCCUCAAGAUCCAGCUGAAGUGCUGGAGGAAUUGGGGAUGGAUCAGGAACCACAGGAUACCGCAGGGCAGGGUUGCAGCUGGAGCGAUUCACAACUGCCUGCGAAUCGCAGCCGUCCAGCGGCCCACUGA
Molecule: messenger RNA, 1204 nt
Organism: Cladocopium goreaui
Lineage: Eukaryota; Dinophyceae; Suessiales; Symbiodiniaceae
Source: the annotation of a GenBank genome assembly